AUGUCCGCCGGCUGCCGCCACCCCUUCACCGCUUCGCCGCCGCCCUCUUGCUCUCCUUUGCACCUUCGCACCUUCGCGCCCGCUCUCGACGAACCCCGCUCGCCGCCGUCGCCCACUAAGCAGCAACUGCGUGCGCAGCUCGAGCUCUUGCAAAACCACGACACCUCCGCCUCGUCCGCCGCGACCGCCGCCGCCGCCGGCGCACCCGACUCGAGUGCUGCCGCCUCUCGAUCUCCCUUGUCGCGUCCAGCGAAUGGAUACGAGGACCUCGCCGCCGCUUCACACGACGCCGCUCGCGCCCUAGCUGCCAAGUCCGAAGCCGAGGCGCACAUCCACCCCGACCUCCGAGGUCUCUCGAGCCAACGCGCACCGACCCCGAGCAUGUUAACCAUGGCCGCCCCCGCAGGACACAGCGCCGGUGCGACGGCAGGGCCAGCGCCGGUGGCACCCAUCGCCGUCGCCCCUCAGCCCUUGUCCCCGGACCAAGACUCUGCCGAGGGCCGCAAGGCGAAGCGGGAGCUGUCCCAGUCGAAGCGCGCCGCCCAGAACAGAGCAGCACAGCGCGCCUUCCGUCAACGUAAGGAGGGCUACAUCAAGAAGCUCGAGCUCCAGGUGCGCGAGUAUGGCGAGAUGGAGCAGACCUUCAAGCUCACACAGUCGGAAAACUACGUCCUCCGCGAGUACGUCGUUCAUCUGCAGUCACGAUUGCUCGACGUCCAGGGCGAGUACCCCCCGCCCCCGCCCAACAUCAACCUGGCGCAACCGCAACCCGCGGCCGCCCAGCCUUCGGCCGGCGCAACCCCGGAACAGGCCACCUCCCAGCCCUCCGCCGAGGCCCCCCUCGAGGCCGUCGCCCAGGCCGUCGCCGGACUUGCCGCCCAGGAACAGCUGGAGAAUGAGAGGAAGCUGGCCUAUGCCAACAGCCGAGCCGACGAGGACAUGCGGUCGGCCGAAGAGAUCAACAGGCAGCUCGAGUCGGCGGCCGACGGGCUCCCGCGGGUGUAG
This is a messenger RNA of Drechmeria coniospora, 1005 nucleotides long. RefSeq lists its product as uncharacterized. The transcript has 3 exons. Gene Ontology annotation, cellular component: RNA polymerase II transcription regulator complex. Bases 1 to 1005 code for a protein of 334 amino acids. Gene Ontology annotation, molecular function: transcription cis-regulatory region binding; DNA-binding transcription activator activity, RNA polymerase II-specific. The record is from RefSeq and is a predicted model, not a curated record. NCBI's taxonomy places the organism in Eukaryota, Fungi, Ascomycota, Sordariomycetes, Hypocreales, Ophiocordycipitaceae.